GUAUGAGGUGUCUAUGCUCGCGCGUUGCCCCCGCUUUUCGGUGCACCACGGGGCCGUCGUCAGGUGACCGUAAAUCUCCACUUCAGACGUGGAGAUGUGUCGUAAAAUAUUUAAAUUCAGGAUGUCGUCCCCAGCCAUAGUUGUUUGAUAUGAAGUAAAACCUGGGAUUGCUAACAUGGGAAAGAAGCGUACAAAGGGAAAAAACAUACAGCCGGAUGACUCACUGGAUGCACUGGGGCCUGUGUGCAAACACCUUCGCAAAGGACUGGAUCAAGGUCAUCUGAAAAAGGCAUUGCAGAAUGUGGACUGGAACUCUUGCCAGGAUUGCCAGCCAUUGAACAGUGGUACACGUGAGAAGUCUGAAGAAGAAGCUGAAGAUAGACCAGUGAUAUGGUUAUGUCUAAAGUGUGGCCACAGGGGCUGUGGCAGAAACUCUGAACAACAACAUGCUUUAAAGCACUAUGAAACAUUAAGAUCAGAGCCUCAUCCUUUGGUUCUCAAUUUGGACAGCUGGAGUGUGUGGUGCUACUUGUGUGAUAAUGAGAUCCCCUAUAGCAGUUCCACUCAGUUAGGCCAACUUGUGGAUUAUGUUAGAAAGCAAGCCCGUGUCCACACCCAGAAUGCAGAAUCUAAAGAUGAAGAAAAUAAGCCAUUGGAAAACAAAAAAAUAAAAGACCAUAUAAAUGAGGAAGAGAGGGGGAAAAAGGAGAAAUUGGACAAAGAUGACAAAUUUCAUUUGAAUGGCAAUGCUGAAGUUACGGUGAAAGGUCUUAGUAACUUGGGCAACACAUGUUUCUUUAAUGCUGUUUUGCAGAAUUUAUCGCAGACACCAGUUCUGAGGGAAUUGCUGAAGGAAGUUAAAAUGCCUGACUCAACAAUUACAAUUGAACCACCGGAAUUCUCAAUUACGGAGCCUCUAGCAGUUAAGCUUGAUCAGCCGAGACCUCUUACAUUAGCAAUGUGCCAGUUUCUGACAGAAAUGCAAGAGACAAAAAAAGGAACCGUGACCCCUAAAGAUCUCUUCUCUCAGGUCUGUAAAAAAGCCAUACGAUUUAAAGGCUUUCAACAGCAGGACAGCCAGGAGCUGCUUCAUUAUUUACUGGAUGGGAUGCGAACCGAAGAAAUCCAACGGACUUGUGCUGGAAUUCUUAAGGCACUGAAUAAUUUUAUUGAUAAGGAAAAUGAAGACCUGAAAAAGAAAAUAAAAGAGUAUGAAAAGAAAAAAGUAACACAAAACUUUGUGGAUCGUAUUUUCGGUGGAGAAUUAACAAGCACAAUCAUGUGUGAGGAGUGUCAAACUGUUUCUUUAGUGCACGAGUCAUUCCUUGAUUUGUCACUCCCUGUCUUAAAUGAUCAGGGUGGUAAGAAAAAAAAUGAGAAAAAUGUUAAAAAGAUACAGGAAAGGGAGAUGGAGAAUAAUGAAGACAAUGUGGGAAAUGACUGUUAUUUGAAGUCAAGAGAAGAGGAUCCUGGUACAAGUAAGCAUCUCCAGAAAAAGGCAAAGAAAAUUGCCAAGAAGCAAGCAAAGAACCAGCGGCGUCAGCAAAAAUUUCAGGAAAAGGUGAUUCCACUUACAGAUAGCUGUCCCAUUGAAAAAUCUGAACCUCAAAAUGUUUGCACUAACAAAAUAGUAGAAAGUAAUGAAAUUGUGGAAAUGGACUCUGAGGAGACUUGCCUAAAACGAGAGGAGGAGCCAUUAAAACCAUUUGAAGAUCAUAAUGUGGAUCAAAAAGAGAAUAUAAAUGGACAAGAAUUAACAUCAGAUCAACAGAAUACAGACGAACACAGUGAAAAUACAGAUGCUUCUGACCCAGAGGCAAACAGUGAAGUCAGCAUGGAUGUUCCCACAGAAGAGUUGGUUUCUACUGAAGAGUGUGUCAAUAAAUUGGACCAUCUGUCUCUUAAAGAGGACAGUCUUGAGGAAGAAGAAAAUACAGCCAAUGAUUUCAACAGAUUAUCCUUCGAUGAGGAACCUGUUGAUGAUGAUCUAGAAAGCUUGAAUGAAGAGCAUAAUUCUGAGACAAAAAUGUAUGAAGUAGUGAAUGAAGAUCCACAGACAGCUUUCUGUACUCUUGCAAGCAGGGAAGCUAUGACUAUAGAAGAAAAUUCAAUCCUUCAUUGCUUGUUUCAGUUCACUCAUAAUGAGAAACUUUGUGACAACAAUAAACUGCUCUGUGAUGCGUGCACACGCAGACAACUUUGUGGACCAAAGACCACAGGAAAAAAUGCCAAGAAACGUGUUUACACAAAUGCCAAAAAACAAAUGCUUGUUUCUCUUGCUCCUCCAGUUUUAACUCUACAUUUAAAAAGAUUUCAACAGACAGGUUAUAAUCUCCAAAAAGUGAACAAGCACAUAAAAUUUCCUGAAGUGAUAGAUUUAGCUCCUUUCUGCUCAAUUAAGUGCAAGAAUGUAGCAGAGGGGAGUUCUAGAGUACUUUACUCCUUAUAUGGAAUCGUUGAACAUAGUGGCACCAUGAGAUCUGGCCACUACACAGCUUAUGUGAAGACAAGAGCUCCUAACAACCACAUUUCUGAUCUUGUCCUCCAUGGCAAGUUUCAACAAACUUCAGAGACUGAGUCAUCUAAAGGACAGUGGUUUAAUAUUAGUGAUACCCAUGUACAAGAAGUGCCUGUAUCCAGAGUGCUGAAUUCACAAGCAUAUCUCCUGUUCUAUGAAAGACUACUAUAAAUGUCCUAAGGAAUCUUCCCUACAUUUUUUUUUUGAAACCAAGGAAGUGGAACCAAAAAUACAGAUCAUGUUCAGUUGAAUAUUCA
Molecule: messenger RNA, 2775 nt
Organism: Varanus komodoensis (Komodo dragon)
Lineage: Eukaryota; Metazoa; Chordata; Lepidosauria; Squamata; Varanidae
Gene: USP16
Product: ubiquitin specific peptidase 16
Exons: 18
Coding region: 176-2689 (837 amino acids)
Biological process (GO): regulation of gene expression; regulation of cell cycle
Cellular component (GO): cytosol; nucleus
Molecular function (GO): zinc ion binding; cysteine-type deubiquitinase activity; cysteine-type endopeptidase activity
Source: RefSeq, a predicted model, not a curated record